ACUCCCUCACCCUGGGUGCUUACUGUGCUGCUCCAGCCCGGGCCGAGAAGGGGCUGCACCAGAGUGAGCUUUGGGAUCCCAUGGAGGGCAGCGCUCCCUGGUGUUCACGGCAAGGACUGCGGGGCGGGGUGGAAGCCGGGCGGAGAGACCUCAGGAGGCAAGGUACACGCGCGACCCUCCCGGCUACACUACCCCUUAAGUCCUCAGUUGUGCACCCAGGCGAAGUUCCUGCGCGACGGGACUCGGCUACACUCCUACAACUCCGAACCCGGGCGAACCCUCACCCGGCAAGGCCCGGGAGGGGAGGGGCCGGGCCGGGGGCGGCUGGCAGGAAGCUGCGCGUACCUUCCGCUGCAGGAGGAGCAGGUGGCUGAAGGGCGGCCCGGGGCCGCCCCAGGCUUCCUGUGUGGGCCCCAGCCUGCUGCUCUUUCCCGCCCCAGCUCGUUGGGCUGCCGCGGCCGGCCCGGCCCAGUUCCAUGGCCCAGACCCCCGACAGCAUCUCCUGUGAGCUUCGAGGCGAGAUCACCAGGUUCCUGUGGCCAAAGGAGGCAGAGCUGCUCCUAAAAACCUGGCUUCCCCAGGAAGGUUCUGAGCGAAGUCACAUUCUGGCGCUGCUGCGAUGGAGGGCCUACCUGCUACAUACUUGCCUCCCACUGAGGGUGGAUUGCACUUUCAGCUACCUAGAGGUCCAGGCCAUGGCACUGCAGGAGACACCCCCUCAGGUUACCUUUGAGCUGGAGUCCCUGCCUGAGCUGGUCCUAGAAUUUCCUGGUGUGGCCACCGUAGAACAGCUGGCCCAGCAUGUGGCUUCAGCCAUCAAGAAGGUCUUCCCUCGCUCAACCCUUGGGAAGCUAUUCCGGAAGCCCACACCCACCUCAAUGCUGGCUCGGCUAGAGAGAAGUAACCCCUCAGAGUCCAUGGCCCCCAGGAGCCCCUGUGGUGGCUUCUUGGAGACAUAUGAGGCUCUGUGUGACUACAAUGGCUUCCCUUUCCGAGAAGAGAUUCAGUGGGAAGUGGACACCAUCUAUCAUCGUCAAGGAUGCCGCCAGUUCAGCCUAGGAGAUUUCAGUCACCUUGGCAGCCGGGACCUGGCCUUGAGUGUGGCUGCCCUGUCCUACAACCUGUGGUUCCGGUGCCUCUCUUGUGUGGACAUGAAGCUGAGCCUUGAGGUCUCAGAACAGAUUCUACACAUGAUGGGUCAGUCAUCCCACCUGGAAGAGCUAGUGCUGGAGACCUGUGGCUUGAGAGGAGACUUUGUCCGUCGACUGGCCCAGGCACUGGCAGGACAUUCGAGCUCUGGGCUUCGAGAACUCAGCUUGGCGGGGAACCUGGUGGAUGAUAGAGGCAUGGCUGCACUCAGCAGGCACUUAGAGCAUCGUCCAGGAGCCCUCAGGAGACUCAACCUAGCGCAGACAGGAUUGACACCUCGAGGAAUGAGGGCUCUGGGCCAGGCACUGGCCACCAAUGCUGCCUUUGACUCUGCCCUGACCCAUCUGGACCUUUCUUGUAAUCCUGGGGCACUAGGGGCCUCAGAGGACAAUGGAGGCCUCUAUAGUUUCCUGAGUCGUCCUAACGCUUUGAUGUUCCUGAAUCUCGCAGGCACAGACGCUGCCCUGGAUACUGUGAGGGGUGUUCAUGCGGGGAUGAUCAGCCGGGCUCGGAAGCUCAGCUGGGUUGAUUGGAGGGCAGAGUGGGGUCAGGGAUGGCUUGGUCCCCCCCCCCCCCCCCCGCUGCCACAUGUAGCCAACACCUUCCUCCUGCAGCUCUUCACAGCGCUGUCGAGCGGCUGCUGUUCCAGCCUCACCUACCUUGACACUUCCAGGAAUGUCUUCUCUCGCUGCAAGUCCCCGGCUGCCGCUGCAUCGCUGCAGCUCUUCCUUAGCCGUGCAGAGACCUUGCGGCACCUGGGCCUGGCGGGCUGCAAACUGCCACCGGAAGCGCUCAGGGCCGUUUUGGAUGGCCUGGCGCUCAACACACACAUCCGAGACCUGCACCUGGACCUCAGCGCUUGUGAGCUGCGCUCUGCGGGUGCCCAGGUGAUACAAGACUUAGUGUGCGAUGCAGGCGUCGUGAGCUCCUUGGAUCUGGAGGAUAAUGGCUUUGGCUCAGACAUGGUGACUCUGGUGCUGGCCAUCGGGAGGAGCCAGUCGCUGAGACAUGUAGCACUUGGAAGAAACUUCAACGUCCGGUGCAAGGAGACCCUGGAUGACGUCCUGCACCGGAUCGUCCAGCUCAUGCAAGACGACGACUGUCCCCUGCAGUCUCUGUCCGUGGCUGAUUCGCGGCUAAAGCUGGGCGCCGGCGUCCUACUCCGGGCACUGAGCACCAAUCCUAACCUGACUGCACUGGAUAUCAGUGGCAACGCCAUGGGGGACACGGGCGCCAAGAUGCUGGCCAAGGCCCUGGGAGUCAACACGAGGCUCCGGUCUGUGAUUUGGGAUCGGAACCACACAUCUGCUCUGGGGCUGCUGGACGUGGCGCAGGCCCUGGAGCAGAACCAUAGCUUAAAGGACAUGCCUCUGCCACUGAACGAUGUGGUCCAGGCCCAGCGUAGCCGCCCAGAACUGACAGCACGAGCAGUCCAUCAGAUCCAAGCCUGUCUCUUGAGGAAUAACCAUGAGGAUCCCACCUCUUCUGGCCCCUCAUCUUGCCUUCAGCCUUUGAAUUUGGUUUCAGAUCACUCAGAGCAGGAGGUGAAUGAGCUGUGUCAGUCGGUGCAGGAGCACAUGGAGCUGCUGGGCUGUGGGGCUGGACCCCAGGGUGAAGCUGCUGUGCACCAAGCAGAGGAUGCCAUCCAAAAUGCCAACUUUUUUCUCAGCAUUCUCCCCAUUCUAAAUGAGGCUGGGAACUCCCCAAGCUAUCAAUGGCAGCUGCGGCAGAAGGUGGAGGCCCUCCUGGAACAGGUGGGUGAGGUCUGCCGCCAGGACACCCAGGACUUCAUUCAGGCCAUACUGGACACAACAAGGAGCCUCUGCCGACAGAUGCUGCAGGGACCUGGCUGGAGGGAGCAGCUAGAAGGGGUCCUGGUGGGUUCAGAGGGCCUCCCAGAGCUGCUCCCAGAGCAGCUACUGCAAGAUGUCUUCACCAGACUCAGGGACAUUCGGCUGUCAGUCACUGGGACCCUUUCAGAGAACAUUGUGGCUCAGGCUCUGGCAGGCCUGAGUGCAGCCCAGGAUCGGCUGGUGGAGAGUCUGGCUCAGCAGGCACCAGUGGCAAUGCCCCCUAGCCUCCCAGCACUGGAUGGAGGUGAGCUCAGCCCCCUAGGGCCUGGGGCAUUGGAAGGUUUUUUCUUCCCUGAGGACAAGGAAGAGGAAGAGGAAAAGGAGAACGAUGAAAGUCCUCUGUGGAAAUGGCCUGAGCACUGUCUUCACCUGGUCCCCUUCGAUUACAGUGCUGCUGAGCAAGCGGAACCGGAGCCCGAGCUGGCGGCUCCGGGGGAAGAUGCUGAGCCGCAGGCGGGGCCGUCCGCUCGCGGCUCUCCGAGCCCCGCCGCUCCCGGGCCACCAGGCGGCCCACUGCCUCGCAUGGACCUGCCGCCCGCCGGGCAGCCCUUGCGCCAUCCAACCCGGGCGCGGCCACGGCCACGCCGCCAACACCACCACCGCCCGCCGCCGGGGGGCCCCCAGGUGCCCCCAGCCCUGCCGCAGGAAGGGAAUGGGCUCAGUGCCCGAGUGGACGAGGGCGUGGAGGAAUUCUUCUCCAAAAGGCUGAUCCAGCAGGAUUGCCUUUGGGCCCCUGAGGAGGACCCAGCCACCGAAGGGGGUGCCACUCCUGUCCCCCGUACACUUCGAAAGAAGUUGGGCACCCUCUUUGCCUUUAAGAAGCCUCGUUCAACACGGGGUCCACGGCCUGAUUUAGAGACCAGCCCUGGUGCAGCUGCCCGCACCCGGAAAACCACUCUUGGGGACCUGCUGCGGCCUCCAGCCCGUCCUGGCCGUGGUGAGGAGCCUGGUGGGACCGAGGGGGGCCCCAGCAGCCCUGACCCUGCCCGAAGAAGCAGGCCUCGGUACACACGGGAAAGCAAGGCCUACUCAAUGAUACUGCUGCCUGCUGAGGAGGAGACACUGAAUGCCAGACCUGAUAAGCGGCGGCCCCUGGAGCGGGGAGACACAGAGCUGACCCCGUCCUUUGAACAGCGGGUACAAGUUAUGCUGCAGAGGAUCGGUGUGAGCCGGGGCAGUGGGGGUGCCGAGGGCAAGAGGAAGCAAAGUAAAGAUGGUGAAAUCAAGAAAGCUGGCUCAGAUGGUGACAUAAUGGACAGCUCCACGGAGACCCCUCCCAUCUCAAUCAAGUCCCGAACUCACUCCGUGUCUGCUGACCCCUCAUGCAGACCUGGCCCAGGGGUCCAGGGGCCUGAGUCUGCCACCUGGAAGACACUGGGACAGCAGUUGAAUGCAGAGCUCAGAGGCCGUGGUUGGGGCCAACAGGAUGGUCCAGGCCCCCCCUCCUCACCUUGUCCCAGCCCAAACUUCCGCAGAGCCAGCCCUGCCCCAGACAGCCUGGGCCUUCCAGAGGACCCUUGCUUGGGCCCCAGGAAUGAAGAUGGCCAGCUGAGGCCAAGGCCUCUCUCGGCAGGCCGACGAGCAGUGUCUGUGCAUGAGGACCAGCUCCAGGGCCCUGCUGAACGGCCCCUGCGGCUGCAGCGGUCCCCAGUCCUCAAGCGUAGACCGAAGCUCGAGGCACCCCCAUCCCCAAGCCUAGGAUCUGGCCUUGGAACCGAGCCUCUGCCCCCACAGCCCACAGAGCCCUCCAGCCCUGAGCAGAGCCCACCCUCCCCAGCCACAGACCAAAGAGGCGGCGGUCCCAACCUCUGAUCCUCUCCUGCCGCAUGAAAUUAUUUUAUUAAAAAACUUGAAGGAA
Molecule: messenger RNA, 4860 nt
Organism: Heterocephalus glaber (naked mole-rat)
Lineage: Eukaryota; Metazoa; Chordata; Mammalia; Rodentia; Bathyergidae
Source: RefSeq, a predicted model, not a curated record